AUGUUCGCCGACCGCUGGUUAUUCUCCACAAACCAUAAAGAUAUUGGAACACUAUACUUACUAUUUGGCGCAUGAGCCGGAGUCCUAGGCACAGCCCUAAGCCUCCUUAUCCGAGCCGAACUAGGUCAACCCGGCAAUCUCCUGGGCAAUGACCACAUCUAUAACGUCAUCGUAACAGCCCACGCGUUCGUCAUAAUCUUUUUCAUAGUAAUACCCAUUAUAAUUGGGGGCUUUGGCAACUGACUAGUCCCUCUAAUAAUUGGAGCCCCCGACAUGGCAUUCCCUCGUAUAAAUAACAUAAGCUUCUGGCUUCUCCCUCCCUCUUUCCUACUACUGCUUGCCUCCGCCAUAGUAGAAGCCGGCGCCGGAACAGGAUGAACAGUCUAUCCCCCACUGGCAGGAAACUACUCCCACCCAGGAGCCUCUGUUGAUUUAACCAUUUUUUCUCUACACCUGGCUGGAGUAUCAUCUAUCCUAGGAGCUAUUAACUUCAUUACUACAAUCAUCAACAUAAAACCCCCAGCUAUAUCCCAAUAUCAAACACCUCUCUUUGUCUGAUCCGUCCUAAUUACAGCAGUCCUACUCCUUCUCUCCCUACCAGUUUUAGCCGCUGGCAUCACCAUACUACUAACAGACCGUAAUCUCAACACCACUUUCUUUGACCCAGCUGGAGGAGGAGACCCCAUUCUAUAUCAACACCUAUUCUGAUUUUUUGGCCACCCCGAAGUUUACAUUCUCAUCCUACCAGGCUUCGGAAUAAUUUCACACAUCGUAACUCACUACUCGGGAAAAAAGGAGCCAUUCGGAUAUAUAGGCAUAGUCUGAGCCAUAAUAUCAAUUGGCUUCCUAGGUUUCAUUGUCUGAGCCCACCAUAUAUUUACAGUAGGCAUGGACGUAGACACACGAGCCUAUUUUACAUCCGCCACCAUAAUUAUUGCCAUUCCCACUGGUGUCAAAGUAUUUAGCUGACUCGCCACACUCCACGGAAGUGACACCAAAUGAUCCGCUGCAGUACUCUGAGCCCUAGGCUUCAUUUUCCUCUUUACAGUAGGGGGCCUAACUGGUAUCGUAUUAGCAAAUUCAUCACUGGACAUCGUACUUCACGACACAUACUAUGUCGUAGCCCAUUUCCACUACGUCUUAUCCAUAGGAGCCGUAUUCGCUAUCAUAGGAGGCUUCGUCCACUGAUUCCCCCUAUUCUCGGGCUACACUUUAGAUCAAACCUAUGCCAAAAUUCACUUCGCCAUCAUAUUUGUAGGAGUAAACUUAACCUUCUUUCCACAACACUUCCUCGGCCUGUCCGGAAUACCUCGACGUUAUUCCGACUACCCUGAUGCAUACACUACCUGAAACAUCCUAUCCUCUGUGGGCUCAUUUAUCUCUCUAACAGCAGUAAUACUAAUAAUUUUCAUAAUCUGAGAGGCUUUCGCUUCAAAGCGAAAAAUUCUAAUAAUCGAACAGCCCUCCACUAACCUAGAGUGGUUGUACGGAUGCCCGCCACCUUAUCACACAUUUGAAGAGCCCGUCUAUAUAAAACCUAGA
Molecule: messenger RNA, 1542 nt
Organism: Symphalangus syndactylus (siamang)
Lineage: Eukaryota; Metazoa; Chordata; Mammalia; Primates; Hylobatidae
Source: the annotation of a RefSeq genome assembly